Magallana angulata is the source of this 1461-nucleotide messenger RNA. RefSeq names its product short-chain collagen C4-like. Lineage: Eukaryota; Metazoa; Mollusca; Bivalvia; Ostreida; Ostreidae. The coding region runs from base 20 to 1426 and encodes 468 amino acids. The transcript has 9 exons. The record is from RefSeq and is a predicted model, not a curated record.
UCUAUAUUGUAGACAGACUAUGGAUUUUCUAAUAUUUCUAACGCUCUCAGUCGUAGUCAGUGCUGAGACUAGCAAGGAAAGUUGUAAAGAUAUGCUGCAAGGCUAUUUGACGGGGCAACUGUCGUCUGCUCUAGGAGCAUACCAAGUAGAGGCUUUGAGGCGGGAGUUCGAAAGCUUCUCUAUUGAAGUUAAGAAAGCCUUAAAGGAGGUUAAAGAAAAACAAGUGGCUGAUAUGCAACUGAUUCAAGAAGUCCAAAACAGUAGUAUCGUUUACGUUAGAUGGGGGAAAAAGACAUGUCCUUCAAAUGCUGAACAGGUUUUAUCGGGUUACGUUGGUGGAUCAUGGUACACGCACACAGGCGCAGCGGUUCAUCCACUUUGCCUACCAAAAAAUCCUGAGUGGGGUAUUUACAGAGAUGGAACCGACGGAGGGAAAGCGUACAUCUUUGGCGGGGAGUACGAGACGAACACAGUCCCAUCCUACAUGAAGACACUUUAUCAGCAUGAUGUCCCAUGCGUUGUUUGUUUAGUUCGCAGGCGAUCUGUUGUGCAAAUGUUUCCCGCAAGAAAAUCGUGCUACACAGGAUGGAAGCUGGAGUACCAUGGAUACCUCAUGGCUGGUUAUCAUGGUUAUAAAGCUGGAUUUACCUACACUUGUGUCGACAGUCAUCCAGACACCGUGCAUGGAGGCCAUGCUAAUAAAAAUGGAUAUCUAUUUUAUCCAGUAGAGGCUAGGUGUGGUACACUGAAGUGCCCACCAUAUGUCGAGGGACGAGAAGUCACGAUGGUGUUUCAAAUAUUGCUGGUCUUCUGUGUCGUAGUCUAUGUUGAGACUAACAAAGAAAGUUGUAAAGACCUGCUACAGGAAAUCCAGAACAGUAGUAUCGUUUACACAAGAUGGGGGAAAAAGACAUGCCCUUCAAAUGCUGAACAGGUUAUCUCGGGUUAUGUCGGAGGGUCAUGGUAUGAUCACACUGGGGCUGCUGUAAAUCCACUUUGCCUACCAAAGAAUCCAGAGUGGGGAAUUUACAAGGAUGGAACAGAUGGAGACAAAGCGUACAUGUAUGGUGGAGAGUACCAGACAGACACAGUCCCAGCCUACAUGAAGACACUUUAUCAGCAUGAUGUCCCUUGUGUGGUUUGCUUGGUUCGUAAACGGUCCGUUGUUCAAAUGUUCCCAGCAAGAAAGACGUGCUACGCGGGAUGGAAGCUAGAGUAUCAAGGCUACCUAAUGGCUGGUUACCAUGGUUAUAAAGCCGGAUCUACCUACACCUGUGUGGACAGUCAUCCAGACACCGUGCAUGGAGGACAUGCUAAUAAAAAUGGAUAUCUAUUUUAUCCAGUUGAGGCUAGAUGUGGUACACUGAAGUGCCCACCAUACGUCGAGGGACGAGAAGUCGUUUGUGUUGUCUGUUCUAAAGAAUGAUAAAACUGCAAUUACAUUAAAAGCCUGAAGCAUUA